ACUUCUCAUUUCUCUUUAAGUUGCAAACACGGUAGCUAAACUCACGGUCUUUAUGGUUUCUUGUUGGGCAUCAGAUGCAUUUCUUCGCCUUACUCGAGCGAGGUGUAAUCUGUCUUGUUCUUCUUGUCUGGAGUGACUAACAUGUUCUGUAGACUAAGCAAAUCCCUUGAUAGACCCGGGUUCAAACGUGUUGAAGUACCUCUAACGUUUGAUACCGAGUUUUUCGACAUAUUAUACGGCGAUGUCGUUAACCUCGAUACUCUUCAAAAUGAGCAACAGAAAGCUGUAGCUAGUAAUAUCAACACAUUGUCUUCUCAACUCGUCCGCCUAGCUCGGCCUUUGCAAGGAAAAUACAAAGACAAGAAAACCGACCUCUACAGGUGGCGGCAACUUUUCGAAAUUUAUCUUCAAGGCUCGGUCUUCUUUUCGACACAUGAGAAAGACCAUGGUUCUCGAGAUAGUGCUACUGCGGCGAAGCAGCUCAACUGGUUUCAAGAUGAAGUGGUGAAGAGAGGGAUCGUAGACACGUUCACGCUACCGGAGAGUCGCCAGGCACUCGUCCAAUUUGUCAACAUUAACAUUGAGUUGUUGCGAAACCUCAAAUUCCAAGAGCUAAACCAAAAGGCUAUCUCCAAGAUCCUCAAAAAAUUUGACAAACGUACUCACCUUGGCGCUUCCCAAACAUUUCCACGGCUCAUCCAAUCGGAUGCUAUCAUGUCAGGAUCGAUGGCCAAGGCAUUGUGUUCUCAGGUCACUCAGGACAUCGUCAAACUAGUCCCUCAGAUUGAGGACUACUCCUGUCCAGUAUGCUGCGACAUUGUCUGGCGACCAGUAAGGAUGAAGUGUGAGCAUCUUUUUUGCAGCUCAUGUGCAGUGAAACUUGAGAAGCAGAAAAAGCGAUGCCCACUUUGUCGAGAGAACGUUCUCGUGAACCUUAUGGAGGAUGAUAUCGACAACGAUAUGUCCAGUUAUCUUGAGCUAUGGUUUCCGAAGGAGGUAAGAGAAAAGCGGAUCGCUAUCGAGACCGAAGCUGGGAGAGAGGCACUAGGAAUACAUUACAAACAUCCUUCGGAAGAGAAGUGUGUAGUGAUGUGAUAGCGAGCUGGAUCCAGAACGGGGGAACUUUUCAUUGUUUUUCGUUUUGAUACCCAGCGUUGAAUCGUCGUUUUCGGACGAGUUGGUAUACCCGGCACAGAGAUACCCAAUUGUACCUUAAUCCAUAAUGUUUAACUCCUCGC
Messenger RNA from Mollisia scopiformis, 1238 nucleotides. RefSeq lists its product as uncharacterized. Lineage: Eukaryota; Fungi; Ascomycota; Leotiomycetes; Helotiales; Mollisiaceae. The transcript is spliced from 4 exons. The coding region runs from base 142 to 1095 and encodes 317 amino acids. The record is from RefSeq and is a predicted model, not a curated record.